UCCCUCCCUCUGUUUGUGACGUUCACUGGCCAAGAUCAGAUCAGCUCCAUGGGUCGCUUGAAACAGAAGCCUGGAGGAGAAAUUGCCUAGUACUGCCUAACUAGAUGGAGGAUUUAACCAAUGCCCAAGAUGGGUAACCUGAAUUUCAAAGGUCAGCACAAAGAGGCACCCAGGGUGGUGAUAAUGGGCCUGGACUCUGCUGGCAAGACCACCCUCCUCUACAAACUGAAGAACAAUCAACAAGUGGAGACCUAUCCCACUGUGGGCUUUAAUGUCGAGUCUUUGGAGGCAUCCAAGUAUGGGUCCCUGACUCUUUGGGAUGUGGGGGGUCAGGACCAACUCCGGUCCAGCUGGAAGAACUAUUUAGAGGACACUGACUCCCUCCUCUAUGUUCUGGACAGUACAGAUGAAGACCGGCUGCCCGAGGCUACGGCUGAGCUGGAAAAUGUCCUGAACAAUGUUCAUAUGGCUGGUGUCCCUUUCUUGGUCUUAGCCAAUAAGCAGGAGAUGCCAGGGGCCCUGUCUCUGCUAGAGAUUAAGAAUAGGAUGCGUUUGGACCGAUUCAAUGACCGGAGCUGGGAGCUUCGGGGUUGUAGCGCCCUUACAGGUGAGGGGCUAAAAGAAGUCCAGCUGGCCCUGGAGAGACUUCUUAAGUCCUGAAAGUAGAUAUGCCUCUACAGUAUGAGAGUGGAUGGAGAGAUGAAGAAGUCUUGACUGAUUAGAAAUAUUGUUGAGUAAGAACUGGGGAAACUGAGUGACCUUGAAAGACUUAAGAACUCUGAUCAACACGAUGAUCAAUCAUUAUUCCAGGACCAAUGAUAAAGAAUCCUAUGCCCCUUCUGGCGGAGAACUGAUGGUCUAAACAUGCAGAAUGAAUGCAUUUUUGGAAAUGGCCAAUGUGGGAAAUUGUUUUACUUGACAGUGCAUAUUUAUCACAAGGGUUUUGGUUUUUUGGUCCCUUUUUCUUUCUCCAGUAGGGAGGGGGAAGUGGGAAGGAGAGAAUCUCUGUAAAUGAAAAAAAAAAAAACCUUUAAUUAAAAAAAAAUCUGGGGGAAUGAAUUAAUCAUUAGUAAGUCUGAACAUAACAGCUUAUCAGUCAAGAAAUUACCCUGGUCCUGGAGAUCAUUUGUUUUUCACAAUAAUUUACUCUCACUUGUGUUUCUAAAGUAUCCAGAGUAUAAUAACACAACCAACCACAACAAUCCCCCACCAUCUCCCACCCUCAAACAAACAACCAUCUGUCCAACUGGUUUUUUAAUGUCACUGUUUACAAAUCAAGAUGUAUUCAGUCUUGCUUUUCUUUUCAACAUUCUUUUGAUGCUCUAUAGCUUCAUGGAGUAUGGGGUAAGAAACACCAGAUUUUCCCUGAAACAAUGGCUUUAUGCUCCCUACAAACAUUUUCAAGCCCAUCAAACCAAUGUAAGGUCUUCUUUAGUUUACCGUCCAUGGCUUUUUGGACUUCUAGUUGACUUGUUUGGCACAAACUUCAACUUUCUAUUGGUGCUACCACUGGAGGAAGAUGGCUCAAGUGCAUUAUGGUGCACCUUAAUAUGAGCAAACAUGCCAAUUAGGAGCUUAGGGCAGGAAUGCUGGGUAUAGGGAGCCCGACAGCAUUUUAGGGAGAUGGCCAGACUACCAGAUAACUUCUAAGGUCCCUUCCAGGUCAAAAUCUCUGAUCCUACUGAAGUCCCACUUUCUGUGGCUUGAAAGCUUAAUAUAGCCUUUUUCUCUUUAAAGUCCAAGGUAAUGGAUCUCACAGUUUCAUAUUUAUCCUUUCUUCUUGCUGUUUUGGGGAACUAAUGAUGCCAAGUAUUAAUGGAAUUCAUAAGCUCAGAGCCCCAAGACUAGGGAAGAAAUGUUUUCCUUUCCUUAGUCACCAAGCAGAGACCAGCCUCUAUGAUUCUUAGUAAGCUCUGAAAAAUAUCUCACUUAGCCACUGCUUUUCCCCUUAACCAUUUCUUUAUUGCAAAAAAAAAAAAAAUCACACAGAAUGCACAAAAGUCAA
This is a messenger RNA of Vombatus ursinus (common wombat), 2005 nucleotides long. It is a transcript of the gene ARL11, whose product is annotated as ADP ribosylation factor like GTPase 11. The record is from RefSeq and is a predicted model, not a curated record. Gene Ontology annotation, biological process: intracellular protein transport; vesicle-mediated transport. The transcript is spliced from 2 exons. Gene Ontology annotation, molecular function: GTP binding; GTPase activity. Bases 121 to 660 code for a protein of 179 amino acids. Lineage: Eukaryota; Metazoa; Chordata; Mammalia; Diprotodontia; Vombatidae. Gene Ontology annotation, cellular component: cytoplasm.